AUGCACACUGGACCUCGAAUGGAGCGUGCGCACCCAAUUCCCUAUGCAAAUUUGCACUCAUCUCCCGCCACUACUGUAUGGUACCGAGAGGCCUGCCUGCCUCACCCACAGAUAUCAACGGCAGGAAACAUAGAGCUCAAACAUGAAGCGGUAGACGCGAGACAAGAGCGACGUAGCGCAGUGGAGAUUGAAUCCGACAGGCCGGAUGAUAUUGUUGGAAUUACAAGCGUUUUAUCACGGCAAAUGAGCUCGCGCGCAAGCCGACAAUGGCGGAGCCGUCAUGCCGAACGUCGCCUUCUCGAGAUCACGACCGCGACAUCAGAAAUCAAUAAUCGACUGAUUUAG
Leptosia nina is the source of this 345-nucleotide messenger RNA. Lineage: Eukaryota; Metazoa; Arthropoda; Insecta; Lepidoptera; Pieridae. The record is from the annotation of a GenBank genome assembly.